AUGUCGCCUUCCGUAUACUUUCAAUCGGACUGGUUGAUUUUAGGUAUCGAUGGGCAACCAGGUGAACCAGGUCAACGUGGUCGUGACGGAGUCUACUUGCCGGCACCACCACCCGAAGCGAAUCUAUGUCAGAAAUGUCCCACAGGAGCUCCAGGACCACCGGGACUACCAGGGCCGAAAGGACGUCGUGGUGAGCCGGGAAAAGCCGGAAAAGCCGGUCGUAAGGGUGAGCCGAAUCGUCAAGGACCACCGGGUCCACCCGGAUUACGCGGUGAACCUGGACCACCUGGCCCAAAGGGACCACCCGGUGAUCGCGGUCGAGUACUGAACGGAGCACCUCAAGGACCAGCUGGACCACCUGGUAGAAUUGGACCUCGAGGACCUCCAGGAGGAAAAGGUCAUGAUGGCAAACCAGGGCUACCAGGUCACCAAGGUGUGAGAGGAAUGAUUGGAGAACGGGGAUUACCCGGAAAUCCUGGCCUUCCAGGUCCACCAGGCCCAAUUGGAGACCCUGGAGACCCAGGAUCAUGUGCACACUGCCAAGGAUACGCACCAUCAGCGUCAACUGAUAAACCAGACUUGCCGCCACGAGGUCCAACCCAAGAGCGUCCUUUAAACCAGCGUACCGGACAAGGUCCAAGAAGUAAUAACCGUGUCUCACCUUCCCAGCAACCACCCGAAUUCGAUGACAGUGUUUACGAUGAGAAACAGCCAUUCCGUGCUAAUAGAGAUUACCUGUGGAUUUAA
Molecule: messenger RNA, 747 nt
Organism: Anisakis simplex (herring worm)
Lineage: Eukaryota; Metazoa; Nematoda; Chromadorea; Rhabditida; Anisakidae
Source: the annotation of a GenBank genome assembly